AUGGCCUCCAGAUCGAGCAUCACGAAAAAGGCCUGCGACGGCUGCAAGAUUCGCAAGAUUCGCUGCGGAGGCGGCCAACCCUGCCAGUCUUGCUUCAACGCGCGCAUCAAGUGCACCUACAUUCGGGUUCAGCAGCCCCGUGGCCCUCAGAAACUGCGUGCGACAACAAACAGAUCUCGGAUCCCCACGAAUAUCCUCGCCGCCCCGCUCUAUAUCUACCACGUUCGGAUGUACCCCGUCUGGCCCAUUGUGGACGUUGAGACCGUCAUGUCCAUCCUGCAACAGGAUACCGAGGAGCAAGACCAUGAAACCUAUGCGCUGGCCACCGCGGUGGCAGCAGCGACAAUUGCGCAGCUCAGACUCGGACAGAAUUCGCUCCCCGACAAGUCGAUAACUGCCGAGACGUUUGCGACCGAGUGUAUGAAAGCGCGUAGGUUAUGCGAUUACCGCUCGAAGCUCAAUCUGAACAACGUGAGGACCGCGUUCUUCCUGCAUGUCUACUACGAGAACCAACAGUCAGGGGCCAGCGAGUCCCUGCUGUACUUGAGGGAGGCCAUAACACUGGCACAGAUGAUGUGCCUCCAUCGAGAAGCCUCAUACAGCAGCCUUCCACCGGACGAGCAGCAGAUGCGCCGUCGUGUGCUGUGGUUGCUCUUCGUCACAGAACGCGGCGUUUGCAUCCUCCAUAAACUUCCGGUAGUCUUGAGGACCGACAUAUCCACUCCGGAGCUCGAUGCCAACGACGAACCUCAGGUCUUGCCCGCAUUUCUGAAACUCCUCAAUCUCUUCCGCCUCUUUGAGCAGUCCAAGAUGUUCGAUAUCAUCGAGGACGAUGGUGGAAUAGACACAAUCUCCAACGAGGUCAAAAACCUAGAUAGGCGGUUCCUCCGGCUGUUGCAGGAUAACCUGCAGGACGGCUCCGCUCUGCUGGACCACAUCUCAGACGUGCAGAAAGCGGACCUGUGCGUCACCAGACACUGGAUGCGCAUGAUCCUGUGGAAGGUCUCGUCCAAGAAAAGUGGCGGCUCCCCCUCGUCCUACUCGUCGUCCCCGUCAUUCCCCAUCAUGGUCGCCAAAGAGCUCCUGAAUAUAGUCUCCCAACUACCUAGAACGGCCAUCGAGGCACAUGGUCUCGGCAUGGAGUUAAAGCUGUACGAGAUCGCCAGCUCUCUCGCCGACGCCGUAAUAGACCUAGCCAUGCUGCCGCGAGCCCCCGCAUGGGACGGGGAAAGCCGCCCCAGCAGCAUCCUGGCGCGCUUGCAUUCGAUCCUCUCCACCUUCCGGGGCGGGGGAAACAAAGAGCUAGCGGAGCUACUGUAUAAGAAGAUGGCAGACGCCCAAGCUAGCAGCGGUCCUGCAUUGGCGGCGCCCAUAAGAGACACCCACCCACCAGUCAGGAGUAAAUUGCCAGCUGAAACGACCCAUCCAGCUUCUGGUGGAGAACGACUAGCCCGGAAGAGGCCUCCAGCGGUAGACGCUGCGGGCCAUGCUAAUGCGAUCAGCAAUUGGGCUGAUGCGCUCCAACCGUCUGCCCUGCAGCCUAUUGGCCAUGAGCCCGUGCACGGUAGUACCAGUUUGAACCCCAGUGAGGGGGCCCGGUACGAUGAUCUCCAGCCACUGGAGGAUACUUCUAUGUUCUUCUCGGGCUUUCUGGGUGGCAUCGGGAUCCCAGAGACGGACCUUGCGUGUGGAUACCCUGCCACCUCCACGCCAUACCCUUUUCUGGAGGAUACCACGACUACGACCCCCUGGAGCAUAUCGCUGUCCCCUUCUCUUCCCUCUGGCUCUGUCGAGAUGUUGAUCAGCGACUUCAUCUCCCAGAUCCCGGAAGCACAUAGUAUACCAUCUGCACCGUACAUCUCCAGCAACGACUUUCUAGACCCUUCUCUCCUUAACGAGGGCUUUCUCGCUUGA
Messenger RNA from Aspergillus heteromorphus CBS 117.55, 1914 nucleotides. Its product is annotated as Zn(II)2Cys6 transcription factor. Gene Ontology annotation, biological process: DNA-templated transcription; regulation of DNA-templated transcription. Bases 1 to 1914 code for a protein of 637 amino acids. The record is from RefSeq and is a predicted model, not a curated record. Lineage: Eukaryota; Fungi; Ascomycota; Eurotiomycetes; Eurotiales; Aspergillaceae. Gene Ontology annotation, molecular function: DNA binding; zinc ion binding; DNA-binding transcription factor activity, RNA polymerase II-specific. The transcript has 4 exons.